This is a messenger RNA of Ceraceosorus guamensis, 573 nucleotides long. RefSeq lists its product as hypothetical. The transcript has 5 exons. Bases 1 to 573 code for a protein of 190 amino acids. The record is from RefSeq and is a predicted model, not a curated record. Lineage: Eukaryota; Fungi; Basidiomycota; Exobasidiomycetes; Ceraceosorales; Ceraceosoraceae.
AUGUCUUCUCAAGCCGUCUCUAUCGAUCGUCUGGCGUUGCAUGCCCUGCGCUUCAAGGCCAGCACUCCCUCAGCAUUGGUGCUCGGGCUCGGUUUCGCUGCCAACUCAUAUCUCUUCCUUGGUAACAUUGCGCUCGCCGGCCUAGGCCCCUUGCCUGUCAUCACUUCCUGGAGGGAGGAGCUGGGCUUGCGCGCAGGACAAAGCACCGUGAUAUUCAAGAAAUUCUACAAAUCGGCGACCCCUUACUUUGCCGGGUCCGCAGUCCUUUCAGCUCUGUCGUUCCUGGCCACAGGCUUCCUCGCUCGUCCUCUGAGAGUCCUCGUCUGGCCUGCCGCACUUGUCACGGGAGCUGUGCCAAUCUACACCUACUUUGCCAUGUACCCAAACAUCAACGCAAUUUGCGACACGGCAGACACUGUGGGACCAGUCAAAGGUGCUAUUGAGACGCUCUCCCCAAACGAAAUCAAGCAGACGGACGAGCGCAUUAACAAGUGGAUUCUGCUCAACAACAUUCGAAUGGGUCUCUCUGGCACAGCUUGGUUGUUCGCCUUCUCUGCCGUUCUGCUGUACUGA